AUAGACCCUCCCUCCCCCCACUCACUCAAUCUCAAUCCAAUCCCUUCUCUUCAUCUGUCAAAACUCGAACGAUAAUGGCACAAGUUAGCCUUUCCUUGCUACUGGUCUCAAUAAUCGUGUAUGCAGCCGGCACCGGCAGGGUCGAGUCCUCCAGUCCAACAGAUUUCAUCAAGGCCUCCUGUGGUGUGACUCGCUACCCCGCCGUCUGUGUGGAGAGUCUCUCCGUCUACGCCAACGCAAUCCAACAAAGCCCGCGCCAAUUGGCUCAAGCAGCCUUGCAGGUUAGCCUAGGCCGGGCCAGAUCGGCCACGGCAUUCGUGUCGAAGAUGACCAGGCUUCGUGGGUUGAAGGGCAGACAAUACCAAGCUGUGAAGGAUUGCGUUGACAACCUGGGUGACAGUGUGGACCGGAUCAGCCGAUCCAUUCAUGAGCUGGGACAGAUCAACCGAGGAGCCAGUCAGGACUUCAUGUGGCAUAUGAGCAACGUUCAGACUUGGGUUAGCGCUGCGCUCACCGACGAGAACACUUGUAUGGACGGCUUCGCUGGUCACGGCAUGGACGGACAUGUGAAGACGGCCAUUAGGGGGAAGAUCCUCAAUGUCGCCCAAGUUACUAGCAAUGCCUUGGCGUUGCUUAACAGAUUUGCCUCAGGGCACCAGGCUGCAGCCGUGCACAAGCCUUAGCUAUUAAUUAUUAGUAUGUUUCUUAGUUUCAAAGCUAUCUUGCUCCUGUUUCUGGUUUAGUUUUGCCUUCCUUUUGUGCUAAUGGCGCAAAAGAGUCUGAAAGUUAGUUGAUAUUUGUAAUUUGUAAAUGUAACAUGUAUAUGUAAAUCCUUAAUGGAGGUCUUUUAUAAUCUC
This is a messenger RNA of Nelumbo nucifera (sacred lotus), 857 nucleotides long. Lineage: Eukaryota; Viridiplantae; Streptophyta; Magnoliopsida; Proteales; Nelumbonaceae. The record is from RefSeq and is a predicted model, not a curated record.